AUGAACAAUCUACAAAAUAAACAAACGGAAAUUCCUGCGACAUUUCCUUCCUUGUAUCGUCUGUCACAAAGGGAAACUCCUUUGUCGCCAGAGGCCCUGGCGGAUCUCCAGCAGGUAUUUCGAAGAGCAGACAAGGGCCAUAAAGGAUGGCUAUCCAAAGAUGACUUUAAGGUUGCUAUGGUCGGUUUGUUGGGAUAUAAACCGUCAAAGUUCGAGUUAGAACGCGCUAGGAGCAAUGUCAACUUUGAAAAGCACGAAAUGACAUUGGAAAGAUUUAUCAGCCUGCGGCGGAACUCCUCAUCAACCGAUCUAGAUGAAACCAUUCGUCAAUGCUUUCUUACAGCCGACAUUAGCUGUCAUGGAUAUAUCUCCCGAUCGGACCUGCAUUCCAUCUUCUCUCAAGUCGCUCCUUCGAUCCCCACUCACGUCAUCGAUGAUGCCUUUGCUGUAGUAGAUAUGGAUGGCGAUGGAAAAGUGGGGUACCGGGACUUUGAAAAGUUGAUGAAAUAUGAGUGCUAGGUUUUUGUUUUUAAAUAAUUGAGCUACAGCAAGGCAAAAAAAAAUUGACAAAGACCGAGAUCCUAGCAGAUAGUCAAGCUGGGUGGAGAUGUCAGCGCUAACCAUUCUACUCUAUUCUCUCUGCUGCUUCCCUAGUCGCCUCUUUUCUAGUUUUACCACACGCUUCACAGAAGAGCUAGACUUUGCUACUUCAGCUUCCUCUUUCU
Molecule: messenger RNA, 725 nt
Organism: Spizellomyces punctatus DAOM BR117
Lineage: Eukaryota; Fungi; Chytridiomycota; Chytridiomycetes; Spizellomycetales; Spizellomycetaceae
Exons: 4
Coding region: 1-519 (172 amino acids)
Molecular function (GO): calcium ion binding
Source: RefSeq, a predicted model, not a curated record